CUAGCCGCUAUCAGCUGCUUUACUUUUACCAGAAUCAUCUUUCUGCAAUCGGCGAAAACAUCCCAUUCCAAUCUUAGGAAAGAUCUCCCUUAUCUCAAAUCAAACAAGAUAGCAAUGGCUGCGACUGCUCCUGUGAUUAUGCGUGUAAUGGCGUCCUCAAUAUGCACCGCAAAGCGGGCUGGAGGAAUCAUCCGCGACGUGCUCAAAAAAGGCGACCUGGGAAUCGUGGAUAAGGGAAAGAACGAUCCCCAAACGGAAGCGGAUCGCUCUGCCCAGCGCUGCAUCAUUGCCUCCCUGACUAAAAAGUUUCCUACCGUAAAGAUCAUUGGCGAGGAAGGAGGCUCCGAUCUAAAUGUUUGCGAUGAUUGGCUGGUGACCGAACAGGAUGAAGGAUUCCUGCAGCAAAGUUGCCCUGCGGAAUGGAAGGAUGCCAAGCCAGAGGACUUUGUGAUAUGGGUGGACCCCCUGGACGGCACAGCUGAGUACACUCAGGGUCAUGUGGAGCACGUAACUGUACUCAUUGGUAUAGCAGUCAAAGAUUCCGCCGUGGGUGGCAUUAUCCACCAACCCUUCUACAAACAGCCCGAUGGUGAGCUUGGUCGCACCAUUUGGGGUCUCAAGGGUCUGGGCACAGGAGGAUUCACAGCGGUCCCUGCGCCAGCUGGGCAAUUCAUCAUAACAACCACUCGUUCGCAUUCCAAUGCCCUGCACCAGCAGGCUCUUAACGCCUACGCAUCUACAGAGGUUCUGAAAGUCGGAGGAGCCGGCUUUAAGGUACUGCAGCUGCUCGAAGGUAAAGCCCAUGCGUACGUGUUCGCUACGCCAGGAUGCAAGAAAUGGGACACCUGCGCACCCGAGGCUGUGCUGGAGGCCCAGGGCGGAACUCUUACAAACAUAAAUGGGGAGCACUACGCGUAUAAUGCGGAUGUAGAGCACGUAAAUCGACAAGGAGUGCUGGCCAGUCUGGGCCAGAACCAUGCAGAAUUGGUAGCGAAGAUUCCCGCCGAGGUGCGUGCGGCAGUGGGAGCCAAGUAAGAUAGCAAAUAAUUCCAGCACUUUAUUAGUUUAUUUGCACUAAAAGUAAACACAUAAAUUAAGUAAUAACAGGUUAAGAAAUUUGAGAUUUGUUAAAACUGGAAA
Messenger RNA from Drosophila ficusphila, 1140 nucleotides. RefSeq names its product 3'(2'),5'-bisphosphate nucleotidase 1. Gene Ontology annotation, molecular function: 3'(2'),5'-bisphosphate nucleotidase activity. The transcript has 2 exons. Gene Ontology annotation, biological process: phosphatidylinositol phosphate biosynthetic process. The record is from RefSeq and is a predicted model, not a curated record. The coding region runs from base 115 to 1035 and encodes 306 amino acids. NCBI's taxonomy places the organism in Eukaryota, Metazoa, Arthropoda, Insecta, Diptera, Drosophilidae.